CGCGCGGGCCCUGCCGCGGGCCUUCCUCGCCCAGCGCUGCGCGCUCACCAUGGCGGGCCCGGCGCCCGGGUGGCGGCUGCGGCCGCUGGCAGCGCUGGCCCUGGUCCUGGCGCUGGCCCCGGGGCUGCCCGCAGCCCAGGCUGGGCAGGCGCCGCGCCCUGCGGAGCGGGGGCCCCCGGUGCGGCUCUUCACCGAGGAGGAGCUGGCUCGCUACGGCGGGGAGGAGGAAGAUCAACCUAUCUACUUGGCAGUGAAGGGAGUGGUGUUUGAUGUCACUUCUGGAAAGGAGUUUUAUGGACGAGGAGCCCCCUACAAUGCCUUGACUGGGAAGGACUCCACCAGAGGAGUGGCCAAGAUGUCCCUGGAUCCUGCAGACCUCACCCAUGAUAUCACGGGCCUCACAGCCAAGGAGCUGGAAUCCCUGGAUGACGUGUUCACCAGGGUGUACAAGGCCAAAUACCCCAUCGUUGGCUACACAGCCCGAAGAAUUCUCAAUGAGGACGGUAGCCCCAACCUGGACUUCAAGCCUGAAGAUCAGCCCCAUUUUGACAUAAAGGAUGAGUUUUGGUGUUCCACCUGCAGGAGGAGGUUCUUGAAGAGUGAGCUGGGGAACAGGUGCUCCCUCUCCUACAAAAUAGGUUGCCUGAAGCCUCUGAGUCACCUGGAUCUGAAUAAAGCAGAGAUGAACUUGGAAGAGUGGGAAUGCUUUUUAUUGCCCUUGGUCCCGUGUUGCCUGCCUGGGUAUUCCUGCAUGCACAUCAGUGAGGGUGCUAAUAAUAGCCCUAGGGGGAGGCCUCCUGCCUGUCCACAUUGGCCCUCUCAACAGUGAAUAAGAGGUGACCUUUAUUUCUUCUUUGUACUUUUCUAUACUUGCCAAAUUUUCUUCUGUGACGAUGUUUAUUUUAUAAUGAGAGAAAAAAUAAACUUCCU
This is a messenger RNA of Urocitellus parryii (Arctic ground squirrel), 930 nucleotides long. RefSeq names its product neudesin neurotrophic factor (gene Nenf). The record is from RefSeq and is a predicted model, not a curated record. Gene Ontology annotation, cellular component: endomembrane system; membrane; endoplasmic reticulum. Lineage: Eukaryota; Metazoa; Chordata; Mammalia; Rodentia; Sciuridae.